AUGCCCUCAUGUAAUAACUCAAUAUCUCAGCCCUUGAUAUUUAUCCUGGCUGGAAUCCCAGGCCUGGAAUCUUCCCAUGGCUGGUUCUCUGUGCCUUUUUUCUUGAUAUUUGUAAUAACCAUCAUAGGAAAUGUCACCAUCUUAAAUAUCAUUCGGAUAGAAAAGAGUCUCCAUGAACCUAUGUUUCUCCUUUUGGCUAUGCUAUCAGUUGUGGACCUGUGCCUGGUUACAGUCACUGUACCCAGAAUGCUAGGAAUCUUCUGGAUGAAUGCCAAAGAGAUCAGUUUCGAUGCCUGCCUCACACAGAUGUUUUUUAUCCCUUCCUUUUAUGUAAUGGAAUCAGGAAUUCUCUUGGCCAUGGCUUUUGAUAGAUUUGCAGCUAUCUGGUACCCUUUGAGGUACACAACCAUCCUUGAUAGCAACAUGCUGGUGAAGAUGGCACUAGCUAUACUGGCAAGGGCAGUGGCAGUGCUAACCCCUGCACCCAUCCUGAUAAAAAGGCUGAAACGAUUCCAAACGCAGGUCAUUAGUUAUUCCUACUGCGCAUACAUGGCCGUUGUGAUGAUUGCUUGUGGAGAUAUUUCCAACCAUGUUAUCUACGGCCUCAUGGUUAUUGUAGCAUCUGUAGGUGUUGAUCUACUUUUUGUCAUUUUGUCAUAUGUGCUAAUCCUUUGUGCUGUCUUUCACAUUCCAUCUUGGCAAGCCAGGAGCAAAGCUCUCAGCACAUGUGGUUCUCAUCUUUGUGUCAUUGGUCUGUUUUAUUCUCCAGUUGUCUUUUCUGUCUUAGCCCAGAUUUUAGGCUAUCAUAUGGCUCCCUAUUUACAGAUUAUAAUUGACAAUUUGUAUUUCCUGGUGCCUCCCAUGGUCAACCCCAUAAUAUAUGCAGCACGUACCAAACAGAUCCGGGAACGGUUGUUGCAGGUACUCAACUGCCACAGAAACUGA
Messenger RNA from Acomys russatus (golden spiny mouse), 945 nucleotides. Its product is annotated as olfactory receptor 52K1-like. Gene Ontology annotation, cellular component: membrane. Gene Ontology annotation, molecular function: G protein-coupled receptor activity; olfactory receptor activity. The record is from RefSeq and is a predicted model, not a curated record. Gene Ontology annotation, biological process: G protein-coupled receptor signaling pathway. The coding region runs from base 1 to 945 and encodes 314 amino acids. Lineage: Eukaryota; Metazoa; Chordata; Mammalia; Rodentia; Muridae. The transcript has a single exon.